Molecule: messenger RNA, 3519 nt
Organism: Nothobranchius furzeri (turquoise killifish)
Lineage: Eukaryota; Metazoa; Chordata; Actinopteri; Cyprinodontiformes; Nothobranchiidae
Gene: lonrf1
Product: LON peptidase N-terminal domain and ring finger 1
Molecular function (GO): ubiquitin protein ligase activity; protein binding
Source: RefSeq, a predicted model, not a curated record
UUUACAUAACAAUCGAGUAUCUUUGACAAAACCCGUCAGACUAGAGGACCGGGGCACUACAGAGAUGUAUAAACAUAUCGAUAGAAGAAAAGCUGGACGUAAAUAGCGUCUCAUAAACAUUUCAAUGUCAUAAUGUCGCUAAAACAGUAUGUGGCGGACACACCGGAGGAGAGGAGCGCCUUCUUUAUCGGCGCUGACGGGGACAAUAAUGUCUCUGAAGCGGAGGACGGCCACCGUGAACUUAUACUUCAGAAAGGCAACGCUUUAGCAUCCGAGGACUGCCUAAAGGAGGCUAUUGACUGGUUCUCCGCGGCGAUGCGCUACGGCCCUGUGCGUCCGGAGCAGCUAAGCACUUUUGUGGAUUGUAUCCUCCGCAACUUCAAGAGGAAAGCGGCCGGGUCAGAUGCCUCCACGGGCCGGAGUCGAGACUCCGAGUCGGGAGGUGUGGACGCGUUGUUGGACUGUCCCAGCUGUCUCUGCUUCCUGGACGAGCCGGUCACCCUAGCCUGUGGACACUCGUACUGUAGAAGGUGUUUACGUAGACGGCUCGUCCUCAAAUGUAAGCUGUGCGGCGAAGCCGUCGCCGGCAAGGAGAAAGUGAACGUAACCCUAUGUGGACUUUUAGAGAAAUGGUUUCCCGGCGAGCUGAAAGAGUGGAAAAAAUUACGCGAAGUGGAUUCUCUGUGUAAAAGAAAACGCUACAGAGAAGCUGUGUCGCUAGCUAGCGAAGUUCUGCACUCAGAUCCACACAUGACUGUAGCUCGACUGUCUCGGUGUGAAGCGUACACCGCUCUGGGGCAGUACCGGCUGGCCUUGGAGGACACCGAGUUCUGCUGCAGGUCCAGCUGUCAGGCUGAAGCACUCUUCAGGAAAGCUACGGUGCUGCAGAAACUGGGUCAGGUGGACGAGUCUCUCCAAGUCUUCCUCCACUGCUUGACUGUUAAUGAGGACUUCCCAGGUGCUAAGAGACACGUGGAGAAGAUUUUGUGCGACCUGCUUUCUCCAGCUGAUGAGAACGUGAAAGUCGGCCUGAGAGAAACGACGCAGAGCACGCUGCCUCACCUACGCACUAAAACUCUUGUAGAAAAUGCUUCCGUGGAGCCACAGAGCCCGGUUCAGAGACGGCACCAGCACCGGGUCUGCGCCGCCUCUGCCCACCACACAGACAGCCAGGAGAAACUGUGCGAAAGCCCAGAGCGCCCCGGUCUGAGCCGAGCCCAGUCGCUGCGAAUGCACGGCUCCAGCAGUAUGGAAGAAGGGCUAAAGAGAGUUAGUUCAGCUCCUCAGCUGGGCGAUCAAGACAAGGGAAGCCUGCUGAAGAGGAAGCUGUCUGUGUCGGACGUGGAGGCCUACCUGGUGGACAGUGGGAGUAGCAAAUAUAAAAAACAAGGUCAGCUCCCGGCCUUCACCGUCACUCCUAACGGCACAAUAAUGAGAUUAAUCCUUAAUCUUUGCUUCUGGAUGACUUCAGGUUGGACAAAAGGCUCCAAACACCAAACAGCCAAAGCGAAACCCUGCAGACAAGUUCCCGAGGAUCUGCUGGACCCCAACGACUUGGAGUGUUCCCUCUGCAUGAGAUUGUUUUAUGAGCCGGUGUCUACACCGUGUGGCCACACGUUCUGUAAAAACUGCCUGGAGCGCUGCUUGGACCACACCCCCCAGUGUCCCCUCUGCAAGGAGAGUCUGAAAGAGUAUCUAGCAUUCAGGAAGUACACAGUGACAGCAGUGUUGGACACGCUAAUUAAGCAGCACCUGAGGCAUGAGCAUGAAGAGAGGUUUAAAACCCACCUGGAGGAGAACCAGGAGCUUUCCGACCUGAUGAAGAAUGUGCCUGUUUUUGUUUGUACCAUGGCUUACCCAACUGUGCCUUGUCCUCUGCACGUCUUUGAGCCUCGUUAUCGCCUCAUGAUUCGCCGCUGCAUGGACACGGGCACGCAGCAGUUUGGGAUGUGCAUUAGUGAGCCUGAAAAGGGGUUUGCAGAUUAUGGCUGCAUGCUGAUCAUCAGGAGCGUCCAUUUCCUCCCUGACGGACGAUCUGUGGUCGAUACCGUCGGAGGAAAAAGGUUCCGAGUCUUGACCAGAGGAAUGAAGGAUGGCUACAACACUGCAGACAUCGAACACUUGGAGGACAACAGGGUGGUGGACAGAGAAGUCCUGGAAAAGCUACAAGAUCUGCACGACGCCGUGUACGAACAGGCCCAGGUCUGGUUCCAGAACCUGAAGAUCCGCUUCCACAAUCAGAUUCUGCAGCACUUUGGACCAAUGCCAGAGCGAGAAGCUGACAUCCAGGCGACUCCAAACGGUCCGGCGUGGUGCUGGUGGCUGCUGGCCGUGCUGCCCAUAGACCCCCGGCACCAGCUCUCUGUCCUCUCCAUGACCAGCCUCAAAGACCGCCUGGUGAAGAUCCAGCACAUCCUGACAUAUCUACAGAACAUCCCCAGCAACUAGCGCUUCCCCUCAACAACUGUCCCUCUGGAAAACCAUCAGUCUGCUUCUGAAUACUUGCAGCAUUUUCACAUUUACAGGCACACACCCUGCAAGCACCUUUCUGUGUGUGAAACACACCAGAUCAGUAAAAACCAGAGAAGUGGUCGAACCCUCUCAGGAUGGAUUUUGGUCACAAUGCACUUAGUCUUCAGAACUCCCUUCAUGAUGUAGGGGUUGGAGAGCUGGCUCUAGAGUUUUCCAGUAUUAAUUGGCUUUGGUCAGAAAGAAAAAUGAGUUUUCUAAAUGCUGAAAGCCUAAAAAGGAGAUGGCAAAAUGCCACAUCAUCAUUAUUAUCAUUAUUAUUAUUAUUAUUAUUAUUAUUAUUGUACUUCACUUCCAGGUUUAGAGGAGCAGUUGUGAGGGAACCUGAAAAGUGCAACAAAAGGCUGGUUUAUCUAAAUGUUUGUGAUGAAAGUAUUACUCCUGGAACAUUUUCUUAUGUUUUUGCUUGAAACGCACAACUUCCAUUGCUGCCACCAAGUGGCGAACGACCCAUCGCUUUUACUUCCUGUCUUUUGUUUACUUUUGACUUUCUUCCAAGUUCUCAAACACACUUUUUUGUUUAAGCUAACCAUCUCAUGACAACCUCAGGGUUGGCCCUUCCUUCCCUUUCUGGUUUUCCCCACGUUUCUGCUCAUUUCUAAACAAAUUCCAGUUGAAGUGGAAAUAUUUCAGUUCAUCUCCUAUUUAUUCUAAAUGAAACCGAAUUAAUUUAUGAAGUGUAACAGUGCUGAUUUUGACUUUGUUUCUGGAAUACUAAGCUGCGUUAAUCUGACAAGUCAAAACCAGUAAAUCUAUCAAGUAUCUGAGAUGACGUCUAGAUAAAUAGCUGCUGCAGGCCCCUUACUGUGACUUUAAUAAGAUACAUCAACUUGGUUGCAAUUCCUUGUUUUUUUGCAUGACUUUUGAAAACGUUGUCUAUGAAAAAUCAAAAUUUGAUGAAAUGGAGAUAAUUUUUGGACAAGUCCUGCUUUUUGCUAAAAUGUUUUAAGUUAUCAAUUUGCAAUAAUAAAUGCACAUUUUUCAGUAUUA